AGGGGACGGGACCAGACCAAGGGCGCGUGCCCGUGGACCUUCAUCGGCUCCGUUCGAGAGGGAUCUCUUUGAAAUAUUACUCAAAUAAAAUAAAUAAAAGACGAACUUAAGACCAGGUCCCCUGGUCGUUUAGUUUAGUAGGUUUGAUAAUUUUUGGACUCCGUGAACGAAAAAAUAGCGCCUUUAAUUCGUUUCAUUUAUCCUUGUAAAAUCUUCAUCUUUAUCCAAAUCUAUGUUUUCCUUUUUUGGUAAGUACUAAUCCAAAUCUAAUUGCUUAUCAAUACGGAACAACUCAUGUAUAUGUUGAUAUACAUAUCUAUAUAAUUAUACUCUCUAUCCAGUCUAUCCCAUAGAAUUCUCUCCCAAUUUUCUUCUACUGUAAAAUCAUCUUCUUGGUGUGUAAGUUCGGAGUUUCAUUGUGAUAGUUCUGCUUUGCUCCAAUGGGCGAUUGCUCUCUCCCUCAGGAUUCUCUUUUCCUUGGAUUCGACAGCUCUACUCAGUCAAUAAAGGCAACUGUGUUAGAUGCCAAUCUUAACAUUGUUUCUUCAGAAAUAGUUAAUUUUGAUUCUGAAUUGCCCCAUUACAAAACCAAAGAUGGUGUGUACAGAGACCCAUCGGUUAAUGGUCGAAUUGUUUCACCCACUUUGAUGUGGGUAGAAGCAUUGGAAAUUAUACUUCAGAGGCUCCAGAAAUCAAAUUUAGAUUUUGGGAAGAUUGCCGCUAUUUCUGGUAGUGGACAGCAACAUGGUAGUGUGUAUUGGAAGAAUGGAAGUUCUGCAAAAUUAGCAUCAUUGGACCCUAAGAAGCCAUUGAAGGAUCAACUUGAUGGUGCUUUCUCAACAAAUGAAUCCCCAGUAUGGAUGGACAGCAGUACCACAGAGCAGUGCAAAGAGAUUGAGAAAGCUGUUGGAGGUGCACUGGAGUUGUCUAGACUUACUGGGUCACGUGCGUAUGAGAGGUUCACUGGACCACAAAUUCGGAGGAUUUUUGAGACACAACCGGAAAUUUAUCACAAUACUGAAAGGAUCUCCCUGGUUAGCUCCUUCGUGGCAUCUCUACUUAUUGGGGCUUAUGCUUGUAUUGAUGAAACGGAUGGUGCGGGGAUGAACUUGAUGGACAUUAGGCAAAGAACGUGGUCUAAGAUAGUUUUGGAGGCCACUGCACCAGGUUUGGAGGAAAAACUCGGGAAGUUAGCUCCUGCGCAUGCUGUUGCUGGAUUAAUUGCUCCCUAUUUUGUGGAGAGGUUCCACUUCAACAAGAAUUGUCUGAUUGUUCAGUGGUCUGGAGACAACCCCAACAGCCUGGCAGGUUUGACCCUCAAUACUCCAGGGGAUCUGGCAAUUAGUCUUGGCACUAGUGACACUGUAUUUGGGAUCACUAGCAAUCCUCAACCAAGUUUAGAAGGGCAUGUUUUUCCUAAUCCCGUGGAUGCAAAAGGUUACAUGGUUAUGUUGUGCUAUAAAAAUGGGUCUCUGACUCGUGAAGAUGUGCGUAACCGGUGUGCGGAUAAAUCUUGGGAUGCUUUCGAUACAUUUCUUCAACAAACCCCUCCUCUAAAUGGUGGAAAGAUGGGCUUUUACUACAAGGAGCACGAAAUACUUCCUCCCCUCCCUGUUGGUUUCCACCGUUACAUUCUGGAGAACUUUACGGGCGAGACUUUAGAUGGCGUAAGUGAACGUGAAGUGGAGGAAUUUGAUCCUCCUGCUGAGGUUCGAGCAUUGAUAGAGGGCCAAUUUCUAUCCAUGCGAGCUCAUGCUGAAAGAUUUGGGAUGCCAUCACCUCCAAAGCGAAUAAUAGCUACUGGUGGAGCAUCAGCAAAUACUAGCAUUCUGAGUGUAAUAGCUUCCGUUUUUGGCUGUGAUGUUUAUACAGUCCAAAGGCCGGACUCAGCUUCCCUAGGAGCUGCAUUGAGGGCUGCUCACGGUUGGCUGUGCAACAAAAAGGGCAGUUUUGUGCCCAUUUUGGGUAUGUACAAGGACAAGCUGGAGAACACUUCUCUUGGCUGCAAGCUAUCAGUGACUGCCGGAGACCGAGAACUUGUCACCAAGUAUGCUCUGCUGAUGAAAAAGAGAAUGGAGUUUGAGAAUCGCCUUGUCCAAAAGCUGGGGCGUUGCUAAAAUUGAAUAAUUUUGAAAGAGAGUUUUAAAAUGUCAUGCCAACCAGAGUCAGAUGUGACAUGGCAUUGUGGUAAUAAAUGGAACCAAAUGGAAAGGAUUUACAUGUUUUUGGUGGAAUUUAGGUUAACUAAAUAUUAAUAUUUCAUAGUGACAAUAAUUUUAUCAUAUUUGUAGAUAAAUAAUAGUGAGAACCGUUUUAGUUAA
Cornus florida is the source of this 2321-nucleotide messenger RNA. Its product is annotated as xylulose kinase 2-like. Gene Ontology annotation, cellular component: cytosol. Gene Ontology annotation, biological process: xylulose metabolic process; D-xylose metabolic process. The record is from RefSeq and is a predicted model, not a curated record. NCBI's taxonomy places the organism in Eukaryota, Viridiplantae, Streptophyta, Magnoliopsida, Cornales, Cornaceae. The transcript is spliced from 11 exons. Gene Ontology annotation, molecular function: D-xylulokinase activity. The coding region runs from base 441 to 2117 and encodes 558 amino acids.